Molecule: messenger RNA, 1217 nt
Organism: Sorghum bicolor (sorghum)
Lineage: Eukaryota; Viridiplantae; Streptophyta; Magnoliopsida; Poales; Poaceae
Exons: 4
Coding region: 85-1023 (312 amino acids)
Molecular function (GO): carbohydrate binding
Source: RefSeq, a predicted model, not a curated record
ACACACACAGCACAUACAAGAACUCCUCGACCCAAGUCUUGUUGAGUGCAAGCACAGAACAACUCCUAGACGAGAGAGCGCGCCAUGGCCACCCCAUCCAACCUCCAAGUUACUCCUGCUGCCGCGUUCACUGAGUACAAUGAACUUAACUUCCAAGGCCUGUACCUGUACAGGUACAUGCCCGGCAAUGCGUAUGCCAACCAAGCUGGGAUCAUAGACAACACCAAGAUUGGUAUUGGUGCCACCGUAGUUAACAACUGGAAUGUGUGGGACGGGACAGGAGCGGACGCAGAGCUUGUUGCCCGUGCACAAGGCUUUCAUAUCCAAGCCGGGAAUUGGGUCAAUUCCUUCAGCCUAGUCUUCGUGAAUGAAAGGUUCAGUGGGUCCACACUUGAAGUGAUGGGGAUAGUAGUUGAAACUGGGGAGUGGGCUAUUGUUGGGGGCACCGGUCAGUUUGCUAUGGCAACCGGUGUCAUCUCCAAGAGGUUGCUUGAUCACAGAAGCGCUGCCGAUGGGCAAAUCAUAGAGCUUACGAUCCGUGCCUUCUGCCCAGUGCUCAAGGAACCAAGGUAUCCAGUCACAAAAAUUGGGCUGUUCGGUGGGAGUGGAGGGUCAACAAUGGACAUCAUAGAAGCACCCAGGUCUCUCGAAAGCAUCACCGUUUACACUGGCUGGGUCGUGGACUCCAUUGCAUUCUCCUAUAUCGACUACACUGCCCAGAAGCACUCAGCUGGUCGCUGGGGCGGUCCCGGUGGAGAUCCUCACACGAUCAAGCUUGGCGAGUCUGAGGUGGUCACAGAAGUAUCCGGGACUGUGGGCAACCCCUACAGCGGUACCAAUAAGUUGAUAACCUCCAUCAAAUUCGUGACAAACCUUAACAAGACCUAUGGGCCUUGGGGGGACGGGAAGGAGAAGGAUGCUCCAUUCACCAUCCCCGUGCAGCCAGGCAAUGGCAUCAUGGGCUUCUUUGCACGUGGUGGGGAAUUCGUUGAGGCCAUUGGCGUUUACGUGCGCCCCCUCUAGACUCUGAGAAGCAGCUUGGUUCCAGAUUCUGCUUCCAUUUCAUUCCCUACUAGUUUGUCACUAAAAUUGUCAGUGUGGUGUGUCUACCCUUCUACUUCAGUUGGUUGCUACUUGCUAAUAAAGUGGUCAAUGUGAUGUGUGCUUCCUCUGUCAUAAAUUUCGAUAAAUAAAGACCUCGACUCAUGCUCGUGGUA